Messenger RNA from Grammomys surdaster, 2116 nucleotides. It is a transcript of the gene Ca12, whose product is annotated as carbonic anhydrase 12. The record is from RefSeq and is a predicted model, not a curated record. NCBI's taxonomy places the organism in Eukaryota, Metazoa, Chordata, Mammalia, Rodentia, Muridae. Gene Ontology annotation, molecular function: zinc ion binding; carbonate dehydratase activity. Gene Ontology annotation, cellular component: plasma membrane. The transcript has 10 exons. Bases 37 to 1071 code for a protein of 344 amino acids.
CAGAGCGAGAGGCAGCUUUGAGACGCCGCGACAAAGAUGCCCCAUAGCAGCCUGCGCGCCAUUGUCGUCCUCCUGUUGGUGAUCCUUAAGGAGCAGCCUUCCAGCUCAGCCCCACUCAACGGAUCCAAGUGGACCUAUGUUGGUCCUGCUGGGGAAAAGAACUGGUCUAAGAAGUACCCAUCAUGUGGAGGCCUCCUGCAGUCCCCAAUAGACCUACAUAGCGACAUCCUUCAAUAUGAUGCCAGCCUCGCACCCCUCCAGUUCCAAGGUUACAACGUGUCUGCUGAAAAGCUGUUGAACCUGACCAACGACGGCCAUUCAGUGAGACUGAAUCUGAACUCGGACAUGUACAUCCAGGGCCUCCAGCAUCACCAAUACAGAGCGGAGCAGCUACACUUACACUGGGGGAACCGCAAUGACCCCCAUGGCUCUGAACACACCGUGAGUGGGAAGCACUUUGCUGCUGAGCUGCACAUUGUCCAUUAUAACUCAGACCUGUACCCUGACUUCAGUGCUGCCAGCGACAAGUCAGAAGGCCUCGCUGUCCUUGCUGUUCUUAUUGAGAUAGGCUCUGCCAAUCCAUCGUACGACAAGAUCUUCAGUCAUCUUCAACAUGUUAAGUAUAAAGGCCAACAAGUGCUCAUCCCUGGCUUCAACAUUGAAGAACUUCUGCCUGUGAGCCCUGGCGAGUAUUACCGUUAUGAAGGCUCCCUCACUACACCUCCUUGCUACCCUACGGUGCUCUGGACAGUCUUCCGAAACCCUGUGCAGAUUUCCCAAGAGCAGCUGCUGGCUUUGGAGACUGCUCUGUAUUUCACACACAUGAGUGAUCCAACCCCCAGAGAAAUGGUCAACAACUUCCGGCAGGUCCAGAAGUUCGAUGAGAGGCUGGUGUAUAUCUCCUUCCAACAAGGUAUCAUCCUUUCAGUGGCCCUGGCUGGGGUUCUUGGGAUCUCCAUUGUUCUGGCAGUGUCUAUUUGGCUCUUCAAAAGGAAGAAGAGCAAGAAAGGUGACAACAAGGGAGUCAUUUAUAAGCCAGCCAUCAAGAAGGAGGCUGAGGUCCACGCCUGAGUUCCCUGGCAGUCCCAGACAUCCAAGGAAGGACCUUGCUUUGGACACUACAUACUUUGGCUCUCUGGACACUUGAAAUACCUCAAGGUGUUCUCUUGAGCUCACCUGUAUCACCUUCCCCCAGACUCUUGUGAGGUUCCAGCUGGGCCUCCCCUGUUCUACUGUCACACUCACCCUAGGGUGGCCAGGGAGUGGAUGAACUGAACUAGGGGGAGGAGUUUUGAGUGGGUUUCUCUAUCUGUGUGAGAUGGCUAAAGAUUCUGAAGUCUGGGUCACAAACCUAACCUGCUGGUGGGCCGUUAUGGUUUGGAAAACACUUCCAUCCUGGGUUCUUCCUGGUCCAUUUCCAAGGCCCUGAACAUUCUACUAUUCUCCAGUCUUCCAGACUAGAACAUGUACCCUUGGCUUAGGUGAUACUUUUGAAACUCAGCUUCCUUCCUCAGGGAGCAGUUGUCUUCCUUGGAUUUCCUUCUGUUCUGGCAGACCGCCCCCAGCCUGACCUCGCACCUAUUGGGAAAAACUGAGACAAGAAGUAUCAAAUUAUCAGAAAGAAAGGAAAACUAUAAUAUACCAGGGCAUUUUUAUAGUCCUGUCUUUUGGGUUACAGACAUUGACCAAGCUUUGUAGCAAGGCAGGCUCAAGUUUUAUCCUUAGUGGGGAUGAAAGGGAGACAGAAAAUUCUAGAAGGAAAAGAGGGAACCGGAAGGCAUACAUUGUCCAGGAGUCUUCCUUUGGAGUCAGAACUGGAAUCAAGGUACAGUGUGGGGGAAAAAAAAUCAGUCAACAUCAUGACCUACUUAGCUUCAGGAGGACAGUUACGCUUUAUACCCCACUCCAUUACUUGAAAAUGAAUUACUUUCUCUGUCCUGUAGUAGAUUGAAUUCUAGAAUAAUCUACUCUGUUUUGAACCCAUGGGAAACAGACAGAAGCAAGACUACUGGACAGCUUUGCCUCUUUUGCCCAAAUGUCAGCUCUCCCUUGUCUGAUCUUCCUACUGCCCACUCAUCGUCUACUCCUCUGGCUGUGGGGAAGUCUAAAUAAUGUA